AUGACCACACUACAGGUGCGCGCAGUCGAUUUGGCUCCCGCCCCUUACGACCGAGUCGACAUCGCCCAGUUUCGAGAGGAAGCUUUCGGGCCAGCCCGUCCUUUGUUUUUCAAGGCAGACGACAGACCCCUCAGUCAAACUUUUAUCCCUGCAGCCUCCAAAUGGUUUGAAGCCGGGCACGGCACAUCGGGUGCUUCUUUCAGCCCCUACAUGGAACAAUUUGCCCACCAUCUUUUCCCUUACGAGCUCAUCAGUCCACAGCUCUCGGAAAAGGACGGCGUAAUAGUCGACAGCGUGAAACAAUUUCUCAAUUGGCUUACCGCGAGCUCCAAUCCCAUGGAUGCCGUGCUGGCGGGCAUAGUUCACUCCGCUCUCCCUCCAUCAACCGACUCUGACGCUCAAUUCUGCUCCAUCGAGGCGCCAUUCUUGCUUCUCCUGAAGGCCGUUGAGUACAACAAGCUCCAGGACGCGAGCAUCAAGAAGCUUUACAUUGCACAAUCACAAUUAGUCGAACUUCCCCCGCCAUUACGCGAAGACUUACCAGCGCCAAGGAUUGUCAAGGAGACGGGCAAAGGCGACAUCUACAACUCAAGUAUCUGGAUGGGCGUGGAACCAACUUACACGCCACUCCACCGCGAUCCUAACCCCAACCUCUUCUGUCAGCUACACAGCAGCAAAACAGUUCGACUCAUGCCCCCGAAAUCUGGCGAGGCACUUUACCGACAGAUACAGACUAAGCUCGGCCGAGCAGGCAACAGUCGAAUUCGUGACUCUGGCAUGAUGGAAGGCCCUGAAAGCGUCAUGAUGAAUGCUGCCGUGUGGGGGGAGGGGGGUGCUGAGGACGUUGUUGAGGCUCAGCUCGAACCAGGCGACGCCCUCUUCAUCCCCCUGGGCUGGUGGCACAGUAUUAAGAGCAUACACCGCGACGGCCGGCUCAAUGCCUCUGUCAAUUGGUGGUUUCGCUGA
Molecule: messenger RNA, 966 nt
Organism: Verticillium dahliae VdLs.17
Lineage: Eukaryota; Fungi; Ascomycota; Sordariomycetes; Glomerellales; Plectosphaerellaceae
Exons: 1
Coding region: 1-966 (321 amino acids)
Molecular function (GO): 2-oxoglutarate-dependent dioxygenase activity
Source: RefSeq, a predicted model, not a curated record